Messenger RNA from Silurus meridionalis, 8325 nucleotides. RefSeq names its product TBC1 domain family, member 4 (gene tbc1d4). The record is from RefSeq and is a predicted model, not a curated record. Bases 1742 to 5404 code for a protein of 1220 amino acids. The transcript has 21 exons. NCBI's taxonomy places the organism in Eukaryota, Metazoa, Chordata, Actinopteri, Siluriformes, Siluridae.
UGCACAGAUAUAUAAACAUAUAAAGGAUAAUCUAGGAUAUUCUAAGAAUAUAUGAUUGUAUACAGUUAUAAUGAUCCAGAGAUAUUUCAAAGGGACAGUGGAUGAAUCAGAUGAUUCUGAAUUUGCAGAGUGGAGUUGAACUACAUAAUGAUUACUGGCAGUAGGCUCAGUAAAGCAUCAGUGAGCCAUCAGUGUCCUAGUGGUGUAGUGUAGAGUUCAACAGAAUGAUGGUAGAUGGAAAUAAAGCUGACCCUGACCCUAAUAAAAUCCCUAGGCAUAAUCCUGGAGCAGGAGGAAGGGAGUGGAGGCCUUCAUGUCUCAUGAAAGUUGUCUAAAAAUGCAAUGACUUUACUGAUACUUGGUCCUGACUGUAGAGCACCAGAUUUAAUAACUUUGAGUGUGGUAAUAGUUUCAUUCAUAUCAAAGGCAAUGAUUCUUCCUGUAAAUGUGAAGCCAGGGUACAAAACUGAUUUGAAAAAAAAGGUUAGAUUCAAAGGCAAAUAGUGCCAAAUAUUAUAUUGGCUUUAGACACAUGUAACCAUAACAGAAGGAAAACAAGGAGAAAGAAAAAAAUAUGGAAUUGCAAAACAAAACAAACAUGUAAACUAAAGGAAAAAAAUGACAACUAAUAUACAUUAAAUAAAUAUGAUACAGGUAAUGAAGUGUAACUUUAAAUCUGAUGUAAAAUGGAUAAUAACUCAAAAAAUAGAAAAAAGAUAAUCAGUUUGAUAUGUUUCGCCAUAAAAUCCUCCAUGGAGUUAUUAAUAAUAAACAAUCAUAUUUAUGUAAAAACAAUGGAACCAUUGUGUUCUAAAAAUCAGAUAAUGGGGAUUAUUAAUAUAGUGCACUAAUUUUAUUGUUCAUUUAUUUUAUUCGUUUUAAUUCACUAGUUCAUUAUGAGAUUAAAAUGCUGUUGGGUCGUGACUCCGCCCACAGAGGCUACAGAGCCCUAAGGCGGCCACGCCUCCAAGAUCACGUCAUAAACCUUUACUUUUAGUUCAUAGCUGCAUUAUAAUGAAUUUUUUAUACUUAAAAGUGACGAGUAUGCAAAACGUGAGCCUGUAUACAGCAAACUGGAAUGAAUAUGAGUGUAGGAAAGAGUGUGAUUUGGGACAUGGGUUUGUAAAUGGGUACCGCCUAUACCCCAGUCAGAGCCACGCCUCCUGGAGCUGCAGCCUGGCCGAAGAGGACGACACGGCGCUUCUGCUGUUUCUGCUGUCAAUGGCACCGAAGGUAGAAGAAUAAAUAAAAGAACGACGCCUACAACACUAAAGCAAAACAAGCUACAGAAAGUAUGGACUACAGAAGAUUGAAGUGAAAGAGUUGUCAGCGGCGUGUCUCCGAGCCGUAGGUGUGUAUGAGGAGACUCCACAGUGCCUGCGCUUCUGCUGCUCGGUUGUGUUGUGUUGUGUUUACACGCGCUUUUUAGGCGCCACGUUUCAGGACUCUGAACUUGAUCAACUUCAGCUCGCACUCCUGACUUUCUCAAUGCAUGCGUGAAAAAUAUCUCCAGGUGUACAGACUCAUUUCUUUAGGGAAAAAAAAACUAGAGUUUGCUACAGCUCCAUGCGGGACGCCUGGGGGCUCCGUCAUCCUAAGAUUUUGCAGGACGAUCUACAACACACACGCGCACUCACACGUACAGACGCACUCCAUGUGAUUUGUUGCACGAAAGAGAUCCAGGUGUCGAGUCGCGUGGUUUUAGAGUUCCCUUUUGACCUGGUUGAAUCUUGAAGUGGACAUGGAGGCGGCAGAGGACAAAGGGAGAGGGAGAGGGAAGAAGGAGAGGAGCUUCUCGCUGUGGUAUGUGGGCUGCAGCGCGCUGGACCGGCGCACCACGCUGCCCAUGCUUCCGUGGCUGGUGGCCGAAAUUCGCCGGAAGAGUGAAUCCGGACCGGUCCAGGCUCGGCAGGUCCACCUCUCCCUGAGCCCCCCGGUGAUCCGCUGCGUGCCUGCAAACAGCAGCAUCGCGUCCGUCUUUAUAUUCGAGCACAAGGCGCAGUGCAUCUCCCGCUUCAUCCACAACAGCCAUGACCUCGCCUACUUCGCCUACCUCAUCCGCAACCAGCCGGACGACCCGGAGUGUGAAAUGGCCUGCCAUGUGUUCAAGGCGUGCGACCCAGACCAGGUGUCUGAGGUCAUCAGCAGCAUCCGGCAUGCCUCCAAAAGUGCACUCAAAGAGGAAAGCAAGCCGAAGCAAGAGGCCGAGGAGUCCUUUUACAACUCGCAAAAGUUUGAGGUGCUUUACUGUGGCAAGGUGACUGUGAACCACAAGAAAGCACCCUCAUCCCUGAUAGACGACUGCAUCGACAUGUUUCGGCAGCACGAGUCAGAGCGCAGACGUCUGCGCCUGCUCAAUGGUCAGCGCGCUGUGGAGACGCCACUGGUGUUCACCAUGGGAGACGACCCACUCAGCGCUUCGCUCUCUGAAGCUGCAACCUCAGAGAUAAAUGAAAAGGCAGGCAUUACACGCACUGCUUUCCCCGAAUGCAUUCAGGAGGAUUCAGGCUUCGAGCAGCAGGAGUUCCGCACUCGCUGCAACAGCUUGGCGGGUGGCUUGCAGAAAAUUCCUAGGGAAACUGGAGCCAACGUGCCAACACGCAGGAGACAUGCCAGCGCACCUAAUAACGUUCAGCCCUCUGAUGCAGACAAGAACCGCACCAUGUUGUUUCAGGUUGGACGGUUUGAAGUGAAUCUGAUCAGCCCUGACAGCAAGACAGUUGUGCUGGAGAAGAAUUUCAAAGAUAUCUCAUUUUGCUCCCAGGGAGUGAAGCAGACUGACCACUUUGGGUUCAUCUGUCGUGAUGUGUCAGAGACAGGGCCCAGCCAGUACUUGUGCUACGUGUUCCAGUGUGCCACUGAGUCUCUGGUGGAUGAGGUUAUGCUGACUCUGAAGCAGGCCUUUAGUACAGCUGCUACACUGCAGAGCUCCAAAACCCAAAUCAAGCUAUGCGAGGCCUGUCCAAUGCACGAGCUGCACAAGCUGUGCGAGCGGAUCGAAGGUCUGUACCCUCCGAGAGCAAAGCUGGCCAUUCAAAAAUACCUCUCCCUGCUGAGCGAUAAUGAGCAGGCAGACAUUUUUGAACGCGUGCAGAAGAUGAAACCAAGCAGUGAUCAGGAGGAGAAUGAGCUGGUCAUUCUUCACCUCAGGCAGCUAUGUGAAACCAAACAGAAGACACAUGUACAUAUGGGAGAGGCUCCGCAGAAUGCAGUAAGCUCAGAGAGCUCAAGUGCAGCUGGACGGAAUAAGCUGGACGUGCUGAAGAAUAAAGCACGCAGCUCCCUCACCAGCUCCCUUGAGAACAUCUUUUCACGGGGUGCUAACCGGAUGCGGAUGCGUCUAGGAAGCAUGGGCAGCUUUGACCGACAAGACGAGUCUCCCGGUGAUUCUCCUCCAGGGACUCCCCCUGCCAUCUUGGAUGAGGACCCUGACGCCCCUCUGUUCCGUCGCCGAGCGCACACCUUCAGCCACCCUCCAAUCAAGAAGAGGAUCUCUUUCACAGAGUUACCGACACAGAGCAAGGCUCCUCUGCACAGACAAUAUUCUCUUGCUCCAGAGCUGCUGCUGAGCAGCCCGGUGCGUGUGCCAAGAAAACGCAGUGUCUCAGAGGGCGAGUCCUCCUUCAGCCUUCCCUCCUCCUUCUCCACUCCCACUUUCCUGAAAAGUUUUAACCUGGGCUCCUUCAGCUCACUGGCCUCCCUGCCGGACAGCCCCAAGAGUAAUGGAGAGGAGAGAAACAGGAGGCUGUCCGGCUGCAGCACCGACUCAGUGACUGUGGUGACUGCACGCAGAGUAUCUUGGCGCCAGCAGAUUUUUCUGAGAGUCGCGUCACCUAUGAACAAAGCUUCUGCCUCGAUGCAAAAGGCUGAUAUGGAUGGCAGUGAGCUGCUGCCACUUUCACCCCGUGCCUCACAACAGGAGCAAGACCCUAUAUCUGGGCUGCUGUCAUCUGCUCAAAGCAUGAGAGGAGAGAACGGGCGCCGUACCACUGCUGAUUAUAGAGCUCUGUGGAAGAAGGCCAUCCACCAACAGAUUCUUCUUAUUCGUAUGGAGAAGGAGAACCAGCGCUUGGAGGAAGCCAGCCGAGAUGAGCUACACAUCCGAAAGUUGAAGCUGGACUACCAGGAGGUGGGCGAGUGUCCCCUAGAGGUGCAGACUCUAUGGGAGAAAAAGCUUAAUGUGCCAUGCAGGACCAAAGUGCAGUGGGACAAAGACGAGAUCCACACUGCUAUCUGCCAGGGUGUCCCAAAAAGUCGGCGAGGUGAGGUGUGGCUGCUCCUCUCUCAGCAGUACCGCCUGCGUCAUCGUCUACCUCAGCGGCAGCAGCCUCCUGAUACGUCCUACCAGGACCUCCUUAAGCAGCUUACCACACAGCAGCAUGCCAUCCUGGUGGACCUGGGUCGCACAUUCCCCACGCACCAGUACUUCAGUGCACAGCUGGGCGCAGGUCAGCUUUCACUAUAUAACCUGCUGAAGGCCUACUCUCUACUAGACACGGAGGUGGGCUACUGCCAGGGUAUCAGCUUCGUUGCUGGAGUUCUGCUGCUACACAUGAGUGAAGAGCAGGCCUUCGACACACUAAAGUUUCUAAUGUACGAUCUAGGAUUUCGACGCCAGUACCGCCCUGACAUGAUCUCUCUGCAGAUUCAGAUGUACCAGUUAUCCCGGCUGCUGCACGACUACCACCGUGGUCUGUAUUCGCACCUGGAGGAGCAUGAGAUCAGCCCCAGCCUGUAUGCUGCACCUUGGUUCCUCACUCUCUUCGCCUCUCAGUUCCCCCUCGGCUUUGUCUCCCGCAUCUUUGACCUGCUAUUUGUCCAGGGCACAGAGGUGAUUUUUAAGGUGGCCUUGUGUUUGCUGAGCAGCCAUGAGGAAGAGAUACUGGAGUGUGACAGUUUUGAGACCAUUGUAGACUACCUUAAGACGACCAUACCGUCCCUCACACAAAACCAAAUGGAAGAGACAAUCACCAAGAAAUGGCUGAAGUGCACUCUUGUCCGGCAGGCUUUAGAGAUGGACAUCUCCAAGCAACUGCACGCUUAUGAGGUGGAGUACCACGUCCUACAGGACGAGAUGGUGGAUGCCGCUCCACUUUCAGAGGAAUCAGACAGGCUGGACAAACUUGAGAAGACCAAUGCCCAGCUCAAGAAGCAAAAUAUGGAUCUGCUAGAGAAACUACAGGCAGCACGGGUGAAAAUCCAGAGUCUGGAGAACAGCGUAGAGAGCUUCCUGGCACGCGAGAGCCAAAUGAAGCACAUGAUCCGCUCGCUGGAGCAGGAGAAGGCCAACUACCAGAAGACCAUCGAGCGCAUGCGCAGCAGCCUCCCUGCAGACGCAGCUGCUGUGGAGAUGACCCAGCUGAAGAUGACCAGCAACAGCAAAACCAAAGCAGUCAACAAAUAACAAUGAGUUAGCAAGCGUGUCCCUACAUCGGUGCAUGGUGGAGUAUGAAGAGGUUGUGGAUUUUAUUUUCCUCUAGCAUCGCAUUCAAGUUGCUGUUGAACUUUAGGCACAUGUCAAACUGACCAUGACUAAGAUCAAGGGUAGAUUCUGGCAGGGGGGAAUAUAACAAACAUUUGUCUUUCUGCAAAAUUCACCUUGCUGGUCACAUCCAUUUACUCUGAGCUCCCAUUCCUACAAAGAAAAAGUCCCCCGAAAAUCCUGCCAGUCUUGCUUUACUCUAUUGUACUAACUUCACUUCAGGUUUAAAGAUUAUGGCUCCUGCAUAGAACAGAAACUUUGCUUCUGUGUCAGCGGUGUUGAAAACACUUGAAAACAAGAUGAAUGUAUUUUUUUUUCCCCUCCAAAGUGCAGCAUGACUCAUGGCUGUGCAAGGAGGUUUGCUGCAUUGAUGUCAGCGUACGCUUUAAGACCGGCAGGCAGUGUGAUGUUUGAGCUCGCCGGAGAACUUUUCCUAAAGGAACACAACAAAAGCGGCAGUGACGCCAUCGAGCGCCAAAAACCAAAAUAUUUAGCUUAUCAGAUCGACACUCUGCUCAAAGAGCUUAACCCAAAGUUCAAGCAGGAAAUGAAACUCUCUCUGAAAUUUCCUCUGACUUUGCAGCACCGUCCAAAUUUAACCUACUCUCCAAACUCCCACACCUCUCUGGCAGUUCAUCAGAUACCGAAUGCGCUUCAAGCCAAAUCAGGCUUGCUGAAGACAGGAAGAGCGUAACACACUGUCUACCACAAUGCUGCAACGUACGCUCAUGAGUUAUGCAAGCUACACACUGAAAAGUUUGUUGCACAGGGCAUUUAAUGUUUAAAAAGUAUGCCAUGCAGGUUUUAUAGGCCUAUACAAAUUUUGAAAAACAAAAAACAACCAACUCCCAAACCCUCACUCAAGCUCUCCAUUUGAGUAAUUUCUGGAAAGCCUUCCAUAAGACAUAGCGCAUUAAUGAAGCCUUAUGAAUGUUUUAUGUCACACGUUUCUAAAGAACACCCAGUAACUGUUGCAGCUAUGCAGAAUGUUGUUGCACCUGACGUUGCAUCUGUUGAAGAAGUGAUUCGGUAUAAAGUCUGUCACACAAAAACAUCUUCCACCAGUAAAAAGCUGCUAUUUCACACGAUAUGAAUCGAGCGAAUGUGUGUAAAGCUUCUCAUUCAUUAUGCUUUAAAGGACAGCAUAAACAGCGCUCCAUGAUACAAAAAAUUCAUACCAUUUUAAGAGCAAUGAAUAUCACUUAUAUUAAAUAUAAAGAGUGAUUUAUUGAUUCAGAUGCUGGAGCGUGAGCUGGUUAAUGUCUGCAGUGGUGGACUGGUGCAGUGUGCAGUUUUUUUACUGAUAUUUUUAACGUGCUUUACUGGAUAUGUAAAGUGCAGAGAACCUGAAAUAAUGAACAAAAUGUAAAAAAAAAAAAAAAAAAAAUAGAAAUAAAAACAAGAAUCCAAAAAAAUAAAAAUCUAUAUAUGACUAUUCAUUAUAACUUUUAUGAGUGAACUUAUGAAUGCAAACUUCUGUAUUCUCCGUUUCAGAACAAUAAGCAGAAGCUCUCCAGGCCAUGUGCCAGAUACUACACUGUCUACUUUUUGACAAACUUUUUUCCCUCCUGGUCAUCUCUCAAAGGGCAACUUACUCCUACUCUUGUUUCCAGAAAGCUGAAAUCCUGCAGGGGGUUUACUGAUUGCUGUUCUGAUGUGGUUCUGUUUUAUUUGCUUUCCAAUUUUUAGCAAGUCAUUUAUCAAUGCAUUUAACUGUUUUAGGCUUUCGAAACUCUCUGGCUCAACAUAGCAGAUUUCUCUUAUUUUUUUAGUCCAUUUGUUUUUGUUUGGUCUUAAAGUGGUGUGCUGGCCAGCAGUGACAUUUUGACAGUGUUUCAUUUCUACGUCAAAUGCAGACAGACACUGUAGGUGUUAAGUGGGUUAUAUUGGUCUGAUAAUUGUGCACGGCUAAAGGCCAAAAACAGCUUUGUUUUAUUGUUUGGUAGCUUGGAACAGAAAUUGCCUCUUAUGCUGGUGUUAAAUCAUGUCCAUGUGUAUGUAAGCACUCGGGUCAGUUUUUAAAGAAAGGGUUUUGGCGUGCGAUGCCACCGUGCUGGUAAAAGAUCUCGAGACUAGCAAUAAGAAAGAACGUAACAACAUUUGAAUAAAUGAAGAAAAUACAAACAGCAAAUGAUUCCAAUGUAGAAACAUCUUAUUGUACCUUGUUCAUGACUCUGGUCUCUUUAUCUGCUGUUCUAAACAGCUGGAAAUACAUUUUCAUCGCUAUAUACCGACCACCUUUAUGUCGAAGUGUUAUGUAAUAUAUCAUAUUUGUGUGUACUCUUUACACAAAGCACAAUAUCCACAAUGCCAUUUCGUCUGUUAGGUUUGACUUUAAUCAUUGAGCAUUCAGUAAAUGCAUGUAGUGCUUGUGUCAGGCUGUUAUGGGUGGAGUACACAACUUUCCGUUGUGUUUUUAAUCAGGUCACACCUUUGUGCUCUUUAAGAAGUGAAAUAUGCAAAAUGAGAUGGGAGAUAAAAUCUAAAAUUCAUAUAAAAGUAAUCUAUAUCAAUGAAGGUGCACAUGAUGACAACUUUAUUUUUUUGUUGUUGUUUUUUUGUAUUUUAAAGAAGAUGCCAGAAAGCAAUCGUUGUCUUUUAUUAAACUUAACACCAGGUUACAUUUUGAAUAUUUUACCAUCAUGCUUGGGGACUUGCCGUACUGUCCGCACUGUUUAAUUAUUAUUGCUUUGUAAAUUGUGCAUUAUUCAAUAGAAUUUAAAUUUAAAUUAAAUUUGAAUUUAAAUUCUAUUGAAUAAUGCAGAAAAGUCUGGACUUUUUGUCCACUUGUAUGUAAAUCAAGAGCCUAUGUCUUAUUAAAACAUUCUUCACUGGCUUUUUAA